AAUGCUCGCACCUGUUCUCUUGACCAAAUCUCGCGAGGUGCGACGAACACGGAACUCUGUCUCCAUCUAGUGUUACAAAACGCUAUAGCCAAACAACGUUCUAUUCGGAAAUAAAACUUUAGUUACUUUAUCGUCCUAAAAAUCACUCCAAGCUUUCUGGGUGGGGCUGAAUCACUGAAACGGACUGGACGCCGUUCACUAUCGUCACAAAUCUACGAUUCCACCCCCAAGAGACAAGUUAACUUUCAUCUAAAGAAAGAAAAAAAGUUUGUACGCACACGUUGAUUUUCACGUUUUCCAACAUGGACAGCAACAGGAAAAAGUUGGCUUUUAAGAUAUCAAAGCGUCAAACAGUCACCUCCCCAACUGUAUGUUCCCGUCAAAGAGAUGGAACACUCACGCCUGGCAAAGUGCUGCCUAAAGCAGAUUUGCCCCUCACCAACUCCCCUGGACCAGUUGGCUUUGGCGAGCUGAGUCUCUACACCCCUAAGAGGAAAGCGGAGUCACCCCUUGAUGAGGUUGCCUCUCAAAGCAAAGUUGAGCUCAGGAAGCGCACCAGGAAGUAUUUUGAAACAUUCACAUCCCAGGACACCAAUCAGCACGAGUCUGUACAGAGCAACGUAUCCACUCUUGGCUCACACGUUUUCAUCAAGAAAAUGGACAGGACACCAGAAGAAGGCAUGAAGGCAAUCUACAAGAUGGCAUUAUCCGCAGCUUUGGAGACCAGGGAAUUGAUGAGCACACCUACAAAAAUUAGCACUGGUACUAGCUUCUCAGUGCCCCCUGCAAGCCCCCAUGAGAAGAGCGAAGAACACAGUCAGGCUUCACUCAGGACUCAUUGCUGCUGGUCACCACAGCUCAAGAUCAGCGAAGAUGAGUGCUCAACUUCUCAAGCUGUUGUGGUUUCAGUUGGCCAAAAAGAUGAUGUAGUGCCUCAAGUCGGCAAUUGGGAUGACUCCUAUGACGGCGGGAAAUGCCUGAGCCCGCCACGGAAUGACAGCUUUUGUGCUACAUCUCCCUUUUCAUCCCCGAGAGAAUGCAGUGUGGACUUUAGGGAUUUUAAAAUGCCGAUUUUUGUCUCAAACAAGCAGCAAGAAGGCAGAAGCCCUUCACCAGUGGCCCGAGUGGAAAGCGCAACUCUAAACGCCAAGACUCUCGACUUCUCAGACCCCUUUGCCCUGCCGUCACAGUCGGACAGUCGUGAAAGUGCCUCCUCAGCCACACGCAGGCAGUCAUAUGCUGGCUCUUCCGUCCAUUCCCCCCGUUACUCAUUUCAACAUGAUAGAGCUCCGAAGCCAAGACUGUCCAUGGAUAAACCGCAACCCCCUUGGUCAAGUUACCCACACAGCACCGGUGGCUUCAUCGACACACACUGCCAUCUUGACAUGCUUUACGGAAAACUGCGCUUCCGUGGCUCCUUCGGCCGUUUCCGAAGUCUCUACCGCUCUAGCUUUCCGGCAGAGUUUCAAGGCUGCAUUACGGACUUCUGCAAUCCGCGGCUCAUGUCUGAGGAGGCCCUGUGGGAAGAUCUCCUGGAUGAGGAGAUGGUUUGGGGUGCUUUUGGGUGCCACCCACACUUUGCUCAUGAGUACUCCAGCGUUCACGAAUGCAGCAUACUGAAAGCCAUGGGGCAUCCGAAAGCCGUGGCGUUUGGCGAGAUGGGUUUGGACUACUCCCAUAAAAACUCCACUUGUAUCCGCAAGCAAAAAGAGGUGUUUGAGCGGCAGCUGCAAUGGGCUGUGACCAUGAACAAGCCUCUGCUCAUCCACUGCAGGGAUGCAGAUGACGACCUGAUAGCCAUCCUGAAGAAGCGCGUCCCCAGAGAUUACAAAAUUCACAGGCACUGUUUUACAAACAGCUAUCCGGUGAUCGAACCCUUCCUGGAAGCGUUCCCCAACUUGUAUGUGGGCUUUACAGCCGUGAUCACCUAUUCCAGUGCCAUUGAGGCCCGAGAUGCUGUCCGCAAAGUCCCUCUAGACCGCAUCUUGUUGGAGACAGAUGCACCGUAUUUCCUGCCAAGAAUGGUGAAGAAAGACCACUGCAGGUUUUCCCAUCCGGGACUGGGCAUCCAUACACUGCAGGAGUUGAGUCUACUUAAGGGGGAAGACAUGCCCACUACGCUCGCCACCAUCCGAAACAACACCACUCAGCUUUAUGGCAUCUGAAAAUGGGGUUGAAUGUUUGAAAAAUCUUCUUUCAUGCCGUUGGUUUCUUUUUUGGCUCCUGACUAAUAUUAUAUGUAUCUCGAGUUUUGUAUGUGCAGCGCGGUUUACAUGUGUGCAAUUGAAUGCUGUCACAUUAUCAGCCGUUAUUAUAACCUUAGAUUGAUGUGAUUUUAUUGGAUUAAUAUGUUUCAUGUGGUCCGCUUUGGUUUGAAAGCUUGCCAAGUAAAUUCAAUGCUUGAACUCUUGCAGUUUUGUUUUUGAAGCAGCAGUGCCCACAAGAAGAGAGAGGUACACUACGGUACAGUAUGGCGUGGAAGUGAAAAAGCAUUUUUAAGGCACAUUAUUGAUUGGGGGAAUCAAGUACUGUCGCUCUGAAGGACAAGCACAUUUCCACUUUGAAGUUCCAUUUUGAGUGCUUUUUCUUUUGAGCAGGCAAGGUUUUGAAGAGAGAUUGACGGCUCUGACUCAUGAAAAACAGUUAGGGAUGUUCCGGUCGACAGUUUCUCAAUAAAUACAAUCCCAACAUGUGGGUCAGAGUACA
This is a messenger RNA of Hippocampus comes (tiger tail seahorse), 2706 nucleotides long. RefSeq names its product TatD DNase domain containing 2 (gene tatdn2). Gene Ontology annotation, molecular function: hydrolase activity, acting on ester bonds. The transcript is spliced from 7 exons. The record is from RefSeq and is a predicted model, not a curated record. NCBI's taxonomy places the organism in Eukaryota, Metazoa, Chordata, Actinopteri, Syngnathiformes, Syngnathidae. Bases 303 to 2165 code for a protein of 620 amino acids.